AUGGUUGUAUCGGAGGACCAUUACAAGUACGAAUACUACAGAAAUGGAAACCGGAUAACCGUCGCCAUGAAACAUGAUUUCAUUGGACUAAUCACCGAAGUGAAGGACUGCACAAAAAGAGAUGGAGAGCCUUUUGUAUUGCGGGUCCUAGCUGAUCAAAAGUAUACAUGUCCAACAAGACCUAUAAGCGAACAUACAUGCAUACAAACAACAAUUGAUAACCUGACAAAGAAGACACGUUCUGAACUUUUGGACAAAUCAUUCAAUUUGAAAGCAUCAAUCCGACAUGUCUUCUUUAAAGAUUACUGGUGUCAAGUGACAUGUCCUGUCUGUAAAGAUUCUAUCUUUAAAAAAGACAAAACUGGUGUUCUAUCUGCAUCCAUCACUGAUUAUGUGGCACAAAAAAUAAUUGGUAAAGGCCCAGACAAACUCUUUGCAGAAAAUACACACCUAGGUAGACGAAACUUGCCUGCCCUUAUCAAGACACGUACAUCACUUGCAAAACAAAUGAUAAUUCGGUUACUAAGAACAUCAUUAGCUGCUACCAUCCGUUUUCUCAUUGUGGAUAUUGAGGAUCUCCAACCUAUCAUCCAGUUAACAGUCCCACACACCCUUACCCUAGCCAUUGAAAGUAGAUUACCUGUGCAAAACCGUAAAGAUUCAAAUCGAUCCACAACAUCAAAGCAUUAG
This is a messenger RNA of Lactuca saligna, 690 nucleotides long. The record is from the annotation of a GenBank genome assembly. NCBI's taxonomy places the organism in Eukaryota, Viridiplantae, Streptophyta, Magnoliopsida, Asterales, Asteraceae.